Molecule: messenger RNA, 531 nt
Organism: Notolabrus celidotus (New Zealand spotty)
Lineage: Eukaryota; Metazoa; Chordata; Actinopteri; Labriformes; Labridae
Product: L-rhamnose-binding lectin SML-like
Exons: 6
Coding region: 78-497 (139 amino acids)
Molecular function (GO): carbohydrate binding
Source: RefSeq, a predicted model, not a curated record
GUAGAUCCAGUGAAUAAAUACUGAGGGUGUCUGUUUCCACCACUCGUCUCACUGGUCACACUGGGUUCUGUAUCACCAUGCUCCACUUGGGCACCCCACUCUUGCUGGCAUCAAUCUUGGUGCUUGUGGAUUCAGGUGUCUCCAUAUUCACAGUCACCACCUGUGAAGGCAGCUAUGUCCAUCGCCUCAGCUGUGAGACUGGAGUGAUUGGAGUGCAGUCAGCACUGUAUGGACGUGCAGACAGUGUGACCUGCAGUGAGGGACAAUAUCCACAUAAGACUUCAAACAAUCAUUGCUCUCUGUUGGGAGCUGCAGAGACGGUCAAGAGAAGGUGUGACGGGAAAACUGUGUGUGAACUGAACCUGGUCGAAGUCAGUAACAGUGGGUCUGAUCCAUGCAGAGGCACCUAUAAAUACCUGCAGACCAAGUACAGAUGCCUUCCAUCAAAUCCUGUGAGCGGUUCAUACACAUUUAGAGACAUAAGUGAGGAAGAAUAAUAUAAUGUUUAAAAUAAAGCACAUUUAAUUAGAA